AGUGACAGUCGUUUGUUCUUGUUCUCAGUGAUAGAGUCUGUGGUGAAUCCAAACCGCAAUCCAUUUACUAUCCCAAAAGACAAUGAUGUAUUCAUGUUGAGAGACAGGGAAAGACAGAAAAAGAAACAGGUUUGAUCAUUUACUUCCUUAUUUUUGUACUCUGUACAGUUACAGUGUGUAAUGUUGAGCUAGAACAUGUGCAGUUGGAGAAAGAGUGUAUUAUUUUUCGUUUUCUCAAAACUUUUGUGGAAAGUUAGCAAAAAUUUAGUCCAGGUAGCAAUGCUAGUAUACAUUAAUAUGGCCUUAGUUGGAAAUAUAGUUAUCAGUGAUUUUUUUUGUUUUGAUACUGUAGGAAAGGAUUAAUCAGCGUAAGUUAAAAGUGCAUGAAAAAACUACCUACGCAUCACGUGUCAACACAAAAACAGCAGCAAUGAGAAAAAUAGCAGAUGAUAGUGAAGAUGAAUUUGUUGAGGAAGAGAAGAAAAAGGAAAAAGAUGGAGUCAUUGCUGUAAAAGAUGAUCCACAGUUUACUCUGGCAAUCACAAGAGGUAGGCAAAAAUAAAUAGAAUGCAGAAAUAUACAUGUAAUCUUUAUAUACUUAGUUUGCUAUAUAGCUAACAAAAUUCAGACUUUUCAGUAGUUUUAUGAAGUAGGUGUGCAAUACAGCUUUUCAGUUGCUUAUCGUUUCUUCUGUUUUAGAUCGCCACGUAGAAAAAGAAAAUUUAGCAGACUUUAUUUCCAAGAAAAGAGAAAUGUUUCUGGUUCAGGUACGUUUUUGUUUGAAAAUCUUGUGAAAAAGUCAGUGAAGUGAAGUGAAGUCAGUGAAGGAUAAAAAAAAUACAACAUGUAUAAUUAACGAAGCAAUCCUUGGAUUAAUUUAUGUCUCAUUUUUGUCACUUCAGUAUUCGUUAGGGGUGAAACGUGAUGAAAUGAGAAAACUGGAAGAAAUUGCACAGGUACGAAACUGCAUAGGAUGAAUUAUGAGGCAGGGUGGCUGAGUGGUUAGAGCACUGGAUUUGUAAUCUGGAGGCCCUGAGUUCCAGUUUUGCCCCAACCUCUUGCUGGAUUUGUUCUCGGUAGUCCCAAGUUCAAAUCCUCGGCCACACUUGUAAAUAGCCAACUGGUUCAUCUCCUAUAAGCUAUAGAACCAGUUGGGAUUCUUAACCAUAUACUGGUAUGUUAUGUUCCAUUUAAAUUAUUGGCUUGUUAUCCCUGAAAAGCCUCAUAAGCCAGGGAAGAUUUUAAUUAAGUUUUAAUUAUUAUUGUUAUUAAUUAUAUGAUCAUUUACUAGGUUUCAGCUUGUUAACUCUCUAAGUUGUGUAAAAGUAAUAAAGUGUUAUAAUCUUUCACUCUGUUAGAAUUGCAAAUAUUUAUAUGAUUACUGUUAUUACGAUAAAAUUGUACCUCUGACUUAGUAUGAAAACUGCAUAAUUAUUGUUAAUUACACAAUUAAAAUGUAAAUUAAAGAACUCAACAGUUGUCAUAUUCUGUUCCUCAUUUAGGCAGAGGAAAAGAAACUUGAGCUUGCAGAGCAGUACCUUGAAGAAGAUGCUGCAAUGUUUGAUGAAUUCUUAAAAGAAAAUGACAAGAAUUCUGUGGAGGCUAUUAAAAUGUAAGUGUCAGCAAAUUAUAGUUCUUAACCUGAGAUCAAAACCUGAGAACACUGUCUAUCUUUUUCUUUCACUUUUUCAUGCUGUUUAAUAUAUUAUAUAUAUUUUUUUAUCUUCUUGAUUUCCAUAGUGCUGAAGCUGAAACUAAACUGAAGCUUGAAAAAGUGGCUGAGAUAAAGAAAAUCAAUGCACAAAUGAUGGCAAUUAAAAGGUGAACUGCUGCAUGCAAUGAGCAUUUAUUUUUUGUUUAAUAUAUUUUUAAUAUACAUUAUGUCUAAGGGACAUCUCUGUUAAAUAAAAUGAACUUUGAAGUGUACACUUGUAAUCCUAAAAAUUAUGGACAUGUGGAGUUGAUCGAUUUCUGCUGUUUGUCAGUCAUCUGCUAUGACCUUGUAUAAAGUAGCUAGAUUCCUCUCUAAAGGUCAAUAAGUUCGAGACUAGGCUCCCUAUUGGGGCAAAAAGCUGAAUAAUGGGAUGCAAAGAAUUGGUGAGCAAAGCAAGCCAAUUAGGGGACUGGGGAGGGGGAAAGAGCCUGUUAGGAUGUUUGUUAAAUCACUUCUGAUCAUGUGUACUGCAAGAGAGCAUACCGUUCUUGUUGUAAAUCGAAUUCUUAAUAUAAAGGCGCUUUUUAUAAUCGAUGAUUGAUCGGAUAGGUCAGUCUGCAGAUUAAUACUUCUGAUGAUUGAUUUUGACAUCUCAGCCGUUUAACUCUACCUGCUGUGAGGUAUUUCAAUAUUUAACCCUAAAUUCCUUCUCAAUAUUGUUUUUUUCAUUUUAGUGAAAUCUCUAAAAAUGAAGACACGCUAAAGGAAUACAUGUUAUACAAACAGUUUCUUGACUCCCUGACGCCCCAGGUAAUGCCGCUAAAACCUUGAUUUUCGUUUUGUUAGUCGGCCAGGUCCUCAUAAUUUUGUGUUCUGCUCUCACCAACAGGAAUGGAAAGAUGAAAAACGAAAAGUUAAAGAAGAGACAAAGGUAAAUGCUCAUUUUUUAAUAACUCAUUUGCUCUUGGGAAUUUUGUAAAAUAGUCAGCCAAAACUGCCCAAAACACGUCUUAUAGGUCGAGCACUCCGCGGCCGGCCUUCUUUGAGCUUCUUAAGUUCGGGAAUGCUCCACUCUUCUUGCGCUUGUCUUGCCACAUUUUUUCUCUUGUGUUGGGUCUUUGAGUUCUCUGUUUAAUUUCGGUGGGAAACGUUUUUGGGAAAGCGUUGAGGAUCUUAUGAUAUGGAAGGAAGUACAGGUAGGUAGUCACCAGUGGAACAAUUUUCUUUGGAAUUUUCUGGUCAACUUUACUUGUUGAUUUUCUCUGCUCUCCUCGACUGAAUUAUUGCGCUUAUUCUAGCAUGGUUUGAGAGAUUUUUUUUUGAAGACAAAAUUGUCCUUGACCGUGAGAACUGAUGACUUCACGGUGCACACAAGGAACGUGGAUCAGCACGGGCAUACGGUUACUUCACGGUCGAGUGGGUUACUAUGCUACUACUUCCAACUAUUUUGUAUGAUAAAACGUAACUCUGGAUAUUCAUUUGUCCUUCUUUCUCAGAAAGCAAAGCAAAAGGAGAGAGGUUCAGUGAACAAAAAGAAAAGUGAGUCUGUUUUUCCGAAAUAUCUACACACCUAUUUUGAAUUUCCAACCCCAUAUGUCAUCAAACUUAACCUUCUAACCUCUUGUAACUCUACCUCUCUCCCAAACUAUUCUAGUAACCAUACACAGUUCUGGCAGAACAUCCAGUCGCACAAGCCAAAAGGACAGCAGAACAAGCUCUGUAAGUAGACUUGAUCAGAUAGGUUAUGUUUCCUACCUUUUAGCUAAUUUAAAUUUGUGAACCUAGCUUAUGCGGGGCUUUUCUUCCUUGCCAAAAGUCUGGUAGCUACUCUCAUUGGAUUUUCCUAGUUUUUCUUAGUUUUGGAAACUAGCCCUUUAAACUGCGAAAAUUCGCUUUUGAUCUUGAAAAAGGAGCAUGUGGGUACUUAAAGUGGCGGUUUUAGUGAGUAUAUGUAAUUUCCACCCGUCUCGCGCCAUCAGUCACGCGNGGUCGAGUGGGUUACUAUGCUACUACUUCCAACUAUUUUGUAUGAUAAAACGUAACUCUGGAUAUUCAUUUGUCCUUCUUUCUCAGAAAGCAAAGCAAAAGGAGAGAGGUUCAGUGAACAAAAAGAAAAGUGAGUCUGUUUUUCCGAAAUAUCUACACACCUAUCUUGAAUUUCCAACCCCAUAUGUCAUCAAACUUAACCUUCUAACCUCUUGUAACUCUACCUCUCUCCCAAACUAUUCUAGUAACCAUACACAGUUCUGGCAGAACAUCCAGUCGCACAAGCCAAAAGGACAGCAGAACAAGCUCUGUAAGUAGACUUGAUCAGAUAGGUUAUGUUUCCUACCUUUUAGCUAAUUUAAAUUUGUGAACCUAGCUUAUGCGGGGCUUUUCUUCCUUGCCAAAAGUCUGGUAGCUACUCUCAUUGGAUUUUCCUAGUUUUUCUUAGUUUUGGAAACUAGCCCUUUAAACUGCGAAAAUUCGCUUUUGAUCUUGAAAAAGGAGCAUGUGGGUACUUAAAGUGGCGGUUUUAGUGAGUACAUGUAAUUUCCACCCGUCUCGCGCCAUCAGUCACGCGCGUGGCCAUUUGCGUGUCUCGCGUUUUGCUUGACGGACUACAGAAAAAAGAGAGACUGCUCGUAGUCUACCAGUUCUAUAUGAUGGUGGAAGUAAAAAAACAAACAAAUAAAAAACAAAAACAACAAUUUUUGACAAUUAUAAUUUACCCUCAGAAGCUAUCUGCUCAUCUUAAUACAGUGGAGGCCAUUACUAAAAGGAAUGUGUAGUGGACAAGUAGCGAAGUUGGAUAUCUCUAGUUCCACAAGCGAGACAAACCGGAUUAGGGUUAUCGCACUUCUAGUGCAUGAACUUGGAGUUACAUGUGGCUUGACGCAGGGUUAACUCUUUAGUAACAAAAUAGAUGAGUACUCAUUUCAACUGUGUUACAUAAUCGUACACUGACAAAUUGUGAGGUAUAGUUGCACAUAAAGAUUUUACAAACAAAUGUAAUGUUUUGACACACAAAUGCAUGAAAAAGUCUAUUUUCAUUAAUUCUGUCCGCAGAAACUCGCAGGCAGUCCUCAAGGAAAACAGUAAGUGUUCAUUAUUUUGUGUUUUAUCGCAAGAAAUUACACGAGCCGGUCGCUUAGGUCCCGUUUAGUUCUAGAGAGCUAUCUUUCGUUGUCGUGGUUGUUGCUGUAUUGUUUUGCAUUAUACAAAAGAGCUGGGACCAGCAUUUUUCAUCGUAACUAACUUGCUUCAAUUUCGUUAAAUCUCAAGUCAAAGGAGCGAUGCUGAAGAUAGUUCAGCUUCCUUGUACGACACGGAUGAAGAAGAGAGCGAUAAUGUAAGCUCAGUUCUUAUUAUAUUAUGAUAAUUAUUAGUACUACAUUAUCAGUUUCACGGCAUUUUUUGUAAAUUUCUUUAUGCAGAGCCCUAAGCGAUACCUGAAUGGGUAAUAAUAGUGACUUUACGUCCCAAACACCCUGAGUGAGAUCAAACUCUGCAAUUUACACCGCUAAGCAAGAUGACGAGCAUCUUCGUCGUCACCCCCGGUCCCAGUAACCCUCCGUGGAUUUGUCGUGUAACUUUUUUCUCGAUGUAACUUUAGGAUUCAUUUUGUCUAUUUCUCACAGGAGCCCGAGUUAUUUUUCGCUGACCCUCAGCAACUUCUCGACAUAUUUGCUGAACUAGAAGAACAGAAUUUGUCUCUUAUCCAAAACAGCCAGGAAACCGAAGAAGCACUCGAGGAACUGCGGCAGACAAUUAAGCAAACGCAAGAUAGAAUGUAAGAACUCCGUCACUGUCAAUUUGGUUUUUGUUUUUUUAGACCCUGUCCACACUAAUGCGUUUUCAAAGGUGUUGUCAUCUAAAACGCAUCGAUCGAUUCGUGUCCACUCAGACUAACGUUUUGAUGCGUUUUCGAAUGUCCACACUGAAACGUUUGAAAACGAUAGAAUUGCACAUUGUGACGUAAGUUGAACUCUGUGUACAUGCUUCAAACACAUACGCCUGCGAUAAAUUCGGUGAUCGUUUCAUUUUCAUUCGUUUUCAAACGUCCAUACUGAUAGGUUAUGUUUUUGUUCUGGUUUUGAUCCACUUUCAAGAGCGUUUUCACUGCAAAUCCAUGCAUUUUUGAUGAAAACGCUGUGCGUAUUGGUGUGGACGGAAGGCCGCAUUAGUGCAUUAGUGUGAACGGGCUGUUUUGAGAACAUUAUAGCACGAGUUUGCGCCAGAAAGGAAUACAGCUAUUUCGAGAAAGGUUGUCGGAAAAAAUGUACACGCGACAAUCCCGAAAGGUAAUAUGGGAUAUGUUCAAUACACUGUUCCUGACACUGUAGCUGUCGAACCUACUUUUGCUGCUUUCCUUUAGCACUCGCAGACAUAUGUCCAUGGCCUCUCCUGCCAUUCUUUAAAAUUUAUUUGAAAAACAGUGAACUCAAAACCACCCACAAUACCUUUCGGGGUUGUCGCGUGCACUUUAUCCGACAACCUUUCUCGAAAUAGCUGUAUAAAAUAAAUGUUAUAAAGGACAGACACGUUUUUUUCUCAAAAUGGAAGUUACAAAGUAUAUUUAUUUCCACAGGAACCGUGAAACUGAAAUUCUCAAAGGUCAGAUUGACUUCUUAAAUGAUGCCAUUAACAGAGAAGAAGAAAGAGCGAAGGAGUUGGAAAUGAAAUCAAAGUAAGCUAAUUAUGAUGAGUACAAUCAUUAUUUUGUGCAGAGAACCGAGUUUAUAAAUUAUGAACAUUUUUAUUUCUGUUUUUGUUUCUCUUCCAGUCUGUCAACCAGAUAAAAAUAUGUCUUUAUUGCUUUUUGUUUUCAUGUAGAAUGUUUUCAUAUGGCGAAUUUAAAGCUGAAGAUCAGGUAAUUAAGCUGCUGUCGUAUGUCACCAUUUUAAACCACUAAUUUCGAAAGAACAAGUAAUGGCGCUGCGCCAACCGGGAAUGCUAAAUUUCUUGUAAAUAACUUAAAAUUGAAAGCUUUGAUUUGUAAUCUUUGACAGGCGCUGCUCAAUUCUGAAAAUCUUUGAAACUGAAACUGUUCAAACGCGAGAAAGAAGAUGUCCCCCCAAAAUUCACCAAGAUGAGCACCCAUUUUUAAAAGGGAAGACUAUCUUGUUCUCCUUCCUGAACUUUGCCUAAUUUCAGUUUCUUUUGUUGCUCUUCAGGAAAAAAUGCUACAGACGCUCAACAAAAAAGUGGAAGAAGUUUAUCGAAAUUGUAUUGGUGAUAACGAAGCAAAUAUAAGGUAAUUAAAACAAAGAUUAUUCGAUGAAACAAAGGAGCGCGCACGUUUUACGGUGUAAAGUUGUCGUAUGACAACCCGAAAUUAUGUCUAAAGGGUGGAUUAAUUUUCCCUGUACCAAUAUAGCGCCUACCAUAGCCCUCUGGUGAACGUCUGACUGACAAAGCUGAUCAACCUUAAAGAGAGCAGACUUUUUAGGCUGUAGUUUUAUCCCUUGUUUGCGUUUGAUUGUAGGAACCUUCUUACAAUCCAAGGACGGCGAAGCGGCUGACACUUCGCUUAAAAAGCAAAUGCGCGUUCUUUCAAUCUUUAUCGCGACUAUUCCAACUCACUGACCUUGUUCAAUGAAGGCGAACUCCCGUCUGUUGUUGUUCUAUGUUGUCCUCCAUAAAACGUAAAAUUAGGCAUCUUCUCGUCGUACUCGUAGUCGGCAAAUAAAUGUUGAAAAAAGUGUGCUGCACGUGCAUACAGUUGUUGUUUUUGCCUAUCAAGGCCCCGGGGGACACCAUUAAUGAAUAAAUUCAUAAUGUCACAAGGCCAAAAUUUUGCUUGUUACAUCUUUAGGAACUCUUUUGUCUCGGCUGUUCUUAUCUUCUUUUCUUUUUUUUCUUUCUCUUUUUUUUUUGGAGGGGAGGUGGGGUCUUCCAUGUCUGUCUGUCCUCUUGGUUGGUUAGUAUGUUGGUUAACAACGCGACAUUGAUUUUGCGGUUCAAAAGGAUUCGAUAAAACACCUCUAUCCAAGCGGAUAAUAAUACGAGUCCGUUACGGGCGGGGGAGACAUUCCCUGAUUGCCAGUAGCCUGUACAAAGACCUUAUUUUUCUUUUCUUUUCGUUCCUCCCUACCCCUUGCGCUGGCGGUCAAUAAAUCCCCCGCGGUUUUUAUUUUUUAUCACGCUCGCUCAACGGACUUUGAAGAAAAAAAAUAGAGGGUCUGUGAACACGCUAGGGUGCUGGAGACUCUUCACGCGCGGUCUCCGGUCUCGGUUUCGGUAAAGUCUUUAUAGUGACCCGAAAAGCGCGAUCUUCCAAGUGAAAACAACCCUGCUUAACGUCCAUUAUUCUUUAAAGUAUCUGUAAAAUUUUAUCUAUUCCUCUGAAACAGUGAUGUGUGAUAGCAAGAACGAUCACGACACCAAGCAAACCAGUUUGAUCGUUGAGUGCUCUAGAUAUUUAAACAACUUUUUUGGAGACAAAAAGAGUAGAAUAUGUGAAAUGUUAUUGCUGCUCAAAGUAUUAAUGUUUAUUGAUUGUAUUCGCAGCACUCUACAAAUGCUUACAAACAUUGAAAAUCGCCUGGAGGAACUUUUUGAACAGAUAGAAGUCAUGCCCCCAGACAGAGUAGAGAUGGCUGAAAAGGUUAGAUGAGAAAAAUUACAAAAUUCAGUAAGCAACAACAAGCUGCUUUCAAAUCGAAACAUCACUCAGUGAAACGUUAUGAAAUCCUGCAUGGUAAUAAUUUUGCCCCACACCCUGUUUUAGUUCCGAUGAACGCGUAAUUUUGCGGUGAUAUCUAGACACUGGCUUUGUCUCUUAUAAUUUCUGUAACCAAGUAUCUACGUCCAUUUCAUUGAUUAAAUUGAGUAGUUUACAAUGCGGCAGUUUGUAUGAUCUUUCCGUUUAGUGAGGCAACGUCGUAAAAUACCUAAGACUAAGACUUAGUUACAUGAUCAAGUGAAUAGUGAUCGACCCGUAACGUGAUAUUUUCCAGGCAAAAGAGAAAGAACGACGCAUGCGCCUUCGAGAGGAGAAGAUGGAGCAACAAAGACUGCACCAAGAGGAUAGAGUCAGAAGGGCUCUAGAACGAGCUCAGGCUGAACCCAAGAAAAAGGUUUGUGAUGAAGUCCUAUUUUCUUUGUUUGGUAGCCUGCGACACCUUCUACAAAGUUUAAUAGAAAAGGAAAAAGAGCCCUUCCCCUUACCUAGUAAGCAAUUUUGCACUGCUGACCAAGUUACGUUUGGAGCAGUGGUUUGCUAUGUUGCCCUUAAGAAUACCCCAUUUAAGAAAAACUGUGAAGACAAGAAGUCGCUAUUUCAAGGAAACAACGACGGAGAAGCAUACGCCAUGGACAUAAAUUUCAAUUAUCUUUGCUACGAAAAUGUUCUAAAAAUGAAGUGAAAAGCAUCUUCAAGUCUGAAUGUUAUUCUGGGGUAACUGUUGGCCCCAAUGUCCGCACAAAAGAAUUACUUUAAACUUAAGUAAAAACUUAAAAAAAGGGUUAUUUUUAACAAGGAAAAGUAGAUCGAGAUUCAUUGCAUUUUUUAGAAAGUUGAAGCCCCUCAGUUUUUGACAACGUGUUGACUUAUGGUCAUAGAUUAUAUCAAAUAGGUUUGAGUUUUGUUUUUGGCUCUCUUCUUUCAGACUGGAAAACCCCUCAUGUUCCGUUCUGAACCUCCACAAAGGCGAAGAAAACAACAGGAUUCCGAUAAGAAACAAGAUAAAGAAGAGGAAGAACUCAAAUACUUCUUUACAUGA
This is a messenger RNA of Porites evermanni, 9360 nucleotides long. NCBI's taxonomy places the organism in Eukaryota, Metazoa, Cnidaria, Anthozoa, Scleractinia, Poritidae. The record is from the annotation of a GenBank genome assembly.